Messenger RNA from Aspergillus chevalieri, 1674 nucleotides. Its product is annotated as WD domain protein. Lineage: Eukaryota; Fungi; Ascomycota; Eurotiomycetes; Eurotiales; Aspergillaceae. The transcript has 2 exons. The record is from RefSeq and is a predicted model, not a curated record. The coding region runs from base 1 to 1674 and encodes 557 amino acids. Gene Ontology annotation, molecular function: protein binding.
AUGUCGAAACGACGUAUCUACGACGAUGAGAGCAGCAGAAGCAGCAGUAGGAUUGUCUCCCACUCGCAUCUGCCGAAGCGUUCCCGCAAAAUUGACCGCCUUUCGUCUUUAAGCGACGAACUCCUACUCCAUAUUUUAUCUUGUCUUCCGAUACCAUCGUUGAUUGUUUGUCAGAGAUUAUCGCGCCGAUUUCAUGCAUUGGCCGGAGACUCGGAGCUUUGGAAGAGGCAAUAUUAUUCACGUUGGGUUCGACCUCGUGCACGUCGAUUAGCAAACAGCAAACGGAUUUCCAUUCCACAGUCGAAAGCCGAAUAUUCUCCUAGGGUAUCGACAUGGUUAGAUCACAGUUAUCUAGCAAAGGAGGGAAGGCCUACAAACUGGAAACGGCAGUAUCAUCUCAGGCACAACUGGUCCAAGGGGAUCUGCCGCGUAACUGAAUAUGAAUUCCCUCGACCGCCACGACCUCCGUUGUUCGUCGAGUUCUGUGCCGGCUUUAUUUUAACAGCGGAUUCCGACCAUGGGCUUCGAGCUUGGAUUGCCAGUAACCCAAGAUCCUGCGUGGCAAAUAUACAAUCAGAAUGUUCUUCUGCUGUCCCGACAGCUCUGUCAGCAACCCGCAGCCUUUGUCAAGAUGAUAUCGAGGUCGUGGUAGGCUUUCAAGACAAAGGCUUCAGUGUUUAUGCCUUCGAUAUCAAGGCAUGGAAACUAAGCUUACGUUUUAUCCACUCUGAACCAAGCCCAGAAACAAUCACUGCCAUGGCAUCAUCAGCUCCAUAUCUGCUAACCGUCUCAGAACAUAAGCUGCUUUCCCUAUACAGGAUACUCCCAGGCCCUAAGGGUCUCAACAGAUCUGGUGUUUCAGACGGAGCCCGUCUGAUUGCGUCUCUGAGAGCAGAUAAUAUUGUGGCCCCAAUGUCACUGUCCAUUCGAGUUGCGCAAUCUGAAAUCAUUGCAUCAGUUGUUUAUAGUUUUUACCACAUUGGUUGUGGCUGGUCGUUAGGGAUCCAAGAACUUCGUCUGAACAGCAAUGGCCAGCAAAUAGACUCGCGGCUUGCUACAACAGUGGAUUCACAAUACGGCGUACGGCCUCUUCCUAACUCCGAGAAUGGGUUUCACUCGGCAUGGGACUACCAGGCUGGAGGUGGCAGGCCGUUUACGAUGCCAAGUGAGCCCUCUAUACUACACCAAGAGCUCCCAACCUCUCUUUCCUAUCGACAUCCUUUUCUCCUGGCAUCUCAUCCAGACAACACCCUCACCGUGUACCUUGUUGUAUCUACUUCUAAUAGCCUAUACGUCAAAAGUGGUCAAAGGCUCUGGGGCCAUACAUCGUCUGUGGGAGUUGUGCAGGUUAGCGAUCGUGGUAAGGCAAUAUCUGUUAGUUCACGUGGAGAUGAAAUACGGGUAUGGGAACUCGAAUCAGUUAUUUCAUCCCCUCUAGCCCGACGGACGGCGAAGGAAGCCAGCAGCAUUCGGCUCAGUCCCGAGAAUGCACGCACUGAAUGGCAUGAGAAAUGUGACCGAUCGAGCCAGAAUGAAAUUGAAAGAGCUACUAUUGACGUCUCUCGGGAAAUGGCACGGGUACGAGGCUGUGUCGGAUUUGAUGAUGAACGCGUGCUUCUGCUUCGAGAACAGGAAAGGGGGACAGCAUUGCUUGAGAGUUACAAUUUUAUAUGA